Molecule: messenger RNA, 3432 nt
Organism: Carcharodon carcharias (great white shark)
Lineage: Eukaryota; Metazoa; Chordata; Chondrichthyes; Lamniformes; Lamnidae
Gene: tbx2b
Product: T-box transcription factor 2b
Exons: 7
Coding region: 189-2315 (708 amino acids)
Biological process (GO): regulation of transcription by RNA polymerase II; cell fate specification; positive regulation of DNA-templated transcription
Cellular component (GO): nucleus
Molecular function (GO): RNA polymerase II cis-regulatory region sequence-specific DNA binding; DNA-binding transcription factor activity, RNA polymerase II-specific
Source: RefSeq, a predicted model, not a curated record
CAUUGUAGGAAGAAUCUGUGUGUGUAUGUGUGUGUGUGUGAGAGAGAGAGAGACAGACUCGCACAGAGAGAGAUUGUCGAUCUGUACUUGUUCUUCAAGGAGAUGGUAUAAGGAAGAUCCGGCGAGGGCGACUCUUCCAACAGAAAUCUUCUCCCCACCCCCCCCCCUUUCUUUUUCCGGAUGCACCGAUGAGAGAACCAGUUUUAGCGGCGACGACCAUGGCUUAUCAUCCGUUCCACGCUCACCGGGCCGCGGAUUUCCCCAUGAGCACAUUCUUGGCCGCUCAACCUUCCUUCUUCCCCGCUCUGGCGCUGCCGCCGAGCGGGGCGGCUGCUCUCUCGCUGCCCGGAGCUCUGGGCAAACCCUUGACGGACCCGAACAUGGCCGAGGCCGGGAUCCGCGUCUCCACUCUCGGGCACCAGUCGGCACACCUGCGGCCCCUCAAGAGCCUGGAACCGGAGGAUGAGGUCGAGGACGAUCCCAAAGUGAAUCUGGAAGCUAAAGAUCUGUGGGACCAGUUCCACAAAGUCGGCACUGAAAUGGUUAUUACAAAGUCUGGGAGGAGAAUGUUCCCACCGUUUAAAGUGCGAGUCAAUGGUUUGGAUAAAAAAGCAAAAUAUAUUUUACUGAUGGACAUUGUGGCAGCUGACGACUGUCGUUACAAAUUUCACAAUUCGCGUUGGAUGGUGGCCGGGAAAGCAGACCCGGAGAUGCCGAAGAGGAUGUACAUUCACCCAGACAGUCCGGCAACCGGUGAACAAUGGAUGGCAAAAGCAGUCACGUUUCACAAACUCAAACUCACCAACAAUAUAUCCGACAAGCAUGGAUUCGUAAGUGUUGCUACCAUCCUGAAUUCUAUGCACAAAUACCAGCCCAGGUUCCACGUGGUCCGCGCCAACGAUAUUCUCAAACUGCCCUACAGCACUUUCCGAACGUACGUGUUCCCAGAGACAGAGUUCAUCGCGGUCACAGCCUAUCAGAACGAUAAGAUAACGCAACUUAAAAUUGACAACAACCCCUUUGCAAAAGGAUUCAGGGACACUGGGAAUGGGAGAAGAGAAAAAAGAAAGCAGCUCUCUCUACCCUCCUUGCGAGUGUACGAAGAUCAGUGUAAAGGUGACCGAGAUGGUGGCGAUUCUGACGCCUCCUCCAGCGACCAGCCACCGGCUAGGGACUCCCUGCGCUCGCCCCAAGCUGUAGACCCAGUUUCUUUGCAGUUCAGCCAAGUAUCCAAAGAUGACAAGUCGGGUGCGGACAGUGACCAUGAGCUGGAGAGACAGGAGGAACACUCAGCCGCGAUUAGUAACAGCCCCCGAGUUGCAGUGUCCGGAACCAACACUCCACCCGCGGAACAUACGGUGGGAGACUUGUCUCAUCGCCCGAAGCAAGGAUCUAUCCCGGAGAAAAAGAAGGAAUGUCUGGAAGCGCGCAGGGACAGUGAGAUCUGCUUCAGUCACAGAAGCUCGGAGAGGGAGAAGGGCGAAGGGAGGAGGAAGGAUGAAGUCAAGAAGGACGGUGAAUGUUUGAGUAAAGAUACUUACUCACCGCUUAUGAUACAGACUGACGGCCCCUCUCACCUAAACGCUGGACAUUUGCAGAGCUUGGCUUUCUCGGGGUUGCACAGCCAGCAGUUUCUUAACCCUUUAAAUGUCGGACAGCCUCUCUUUAUUCACCCGGGCCAGUUUGCAGUCGCUCCUGGAGCUUUCUCGGCCAUGGCCACGGGAAUGGGACAUUUAUUGGCUUCGGUGUCGGGAGCCAGCAGCUUGGACAACGCGACCAUCACCUCGGCUCAGGCCUCGGCAGGGGCAGGCACUCACUUCCCUUUCCAUCUCUCUCAACACGUCUUGGCUUCUCAGGGGAUCCCAAUGACCACCUUCGGAGGGCUCUUCCCCUACCCAUACACGUACAUGGCAGCAGCCGCCGCAGCCGCCGCCUUGCCCAGCAGCUCCGGAGCCCCAUCCUCUCUCCAUCGGCACCCUUUCCUGAGCGGCGGACGACCCCGGCUUCGCUUCAACCCCUACCCAAUCCCGGUCUCCAUCCCGGCUAGCACCAACCUCCUCACCACGGCCAUGCCCUCGGCUCUCGGCGGUUCCGACAGCAAGCUGUGCAGCCGAGACUCCAGCCCCGUCUCCGUCAGCCUGGCUUCAGAGCUCAACCACAAAAGCAACGGAGGCAGUUUAAGGACUGCAGCCAGCUCACUCUCCCCCAAGCCGACCGCCAAGGAGGCGAUCAACGAACUGCAGAAUAUCCAGAGAUUGGUGAGCGGCCUGGAGAACAACCGAGAGACGUCUCCGGCCCGGGACUCUCCUAAAUGAACCUUUUUGGAUCCAUUUUGGGGCAUCGGGACUAUUAUUAGAUGCAAAAAAAAAACACCUCAUAGUGCAGAUACCUUCAGCAUCCGACCCUGAGGGAAGAGGUGGGGGUCAGACGGUGCCCAGAGGCAGAGCGGCACUCAGUGCUGACACCAGAGGGAUAGGAGCAGGAGCAUUAUGAAGAUCGCUGUUAACUGUGGUGCAACUUGGGGUAAAGGAACGACCACUUCGCUAUGUAAAAAAAACCGCAUAAGAUAAAUGUACCUUCACACAAGAAAAAAGGAUCUUCGCUAUUUAUGUAAUUAAUUAGUAAUUUUGUGUAAAUAAGCUAUGGAUGGCAGAAUAUGCAAAUCGGUAUUAAUUUAUUCACCAGUUGUAAAUUCGCGUGUACAUAUAUUAGAGUUUAAUUCCAUGCAUUUUAAUGUUUUUUUUUGUUUUGUUUUACACACGAACAUCACAAUAUAUUGUAAAUGAAAUAUAUAGCGCAUUGGGAAAGUGUGUGUGAGAGAGAAUGAAUGAGUUUCUAAUUGUGUUUUUUAGAGGUCUAUCCCGCCUGCUUUGGUGAAAACGGUUUUGAAACGAAAAUGUGCCAUCCAUUACAUCAAUGCUAUUCCAGUGUUACCUGUUUUAAAAAAAUGCGCUCUGUACUGUAUAAUACUACAGAUUUAAAAGAAAUUUAAAAAAAAAAACGUUUCUAAAGUCUUGUGCCAGCGGGGUAUAUAAGGAAUGCCGCUUUGUUACCUCAGGUUGUUUCACCUCUCCAUAUGGAUUCCCAGUGGGUCUCUCACCGGGCUCUCUACAAAGCGGCUUAAAAUAAAAAGACAAAAAAAAAAUGUAUCUCAAACUGUGUUGGUCAUUCGGGUAAUCUAUCAGCAAUUAAAAAAAAAUGAGUUCUCUCACAACUUUCAAUAAACAUUUUGAAGUGAAACGUUUGCUUGUGAUAUAUUUAGUUGAAUGUGUGUAUGUAUGAAAGUAUAAACCCCCGUGUGUGUCUUAUGUGUGACUAGAUGCGUAUAUGUGUCAUGUAUUUACUUAUGUGUAUUUGACUUUGCAAAAAUCAUUUGAAAUUGUAUGCACAGUUAUUAAGGAAUAUGUCACAUUAAAGGACAAAUGUUCCCAA